CCACCAGGCAAAUACUGCAUUGACUUCUGGUUCCACAUGUACGGUCAACACGUUAACACGCUUAAUGUCUACAUUCAAAGGAAUGCAACGAUCCUGGACCUACCAGUGUGGACUAGGUCUGGGUCUAUUGGCAAUCAAUGGAUGGAAGGAUAUGUGGACGUGGUUGACGUCGAGGAAUUCAGGGUUGUUUAUGAAGCAAUCAGAGGAAUAUCAUACCUUGGAGACAUCGCCAUUGAUGACCUUGACCUGAUUGAAGGGGAAUGCACAGGUACCCAUAUGUGUGAUUUUCAACACGAUGACCUAUGUGGAUAUCAUCAGGAAACUAUCAAGGACGAUUUCGAUUGGCUGCAAGGAUCCGGAAGUACGUUGACCCCUGGAACUGGUCCCACAGUAGACCACACCUAUGGUACCGAUUACGGCAAGUACAUGUAUAUAGACUCAUCUGCACAAUCACCUGGAGAUAUAGCCCAAUUCAAUUCAAAGACUGCAGAUCCUGAUCCCUCUGGUUUCACCUGCUGGAAGUUCUAUUAUUAUAUGAACGGUGCUGGAGUAGAUACACUAAGGAUACUGUUUGACGUAGAUGGCAGCCAAACGGAGAUAGCUGCAAUAUCGGGCAACCUCGGGAAUGGAUGGCAUUCAAAGCAAGUAGAAGUGGCGACCGCACAGAGGUAUCGUGUGGUGUUUGAAGCAUCGGUAGGGGAUAACAAGGAGACAGGAGACAUUGCAAUCGAUGACGUAGACUUUAGGAGUGGUCCAUGUGGACACGACUUAUCAUGUGACUUUGAGGGCAGUAAGUGCCUAUGGGAGAAUACACAAACUGGUGAUAUAGCCGAUUGGAUCCGAUAUACUGGUAUUACACCGACACCAAGAACAGGACCUAAUUUUGACCAUACAACAGGGACAGAAGAAGGCUUUUACAUCUAUUUCGAGAGUCAAACCGCACAACCUGGUUAUUCUGCCUGGUUACUGUCCCCGCCCUUCAAUUAUGACGUCACAACUACAUGCUUUACAUUCUGGUAUCACAUGUUUGGUUCGUAUAUCGGUGAGCUUAAUUUCAUCCUCAUCGAUGACGUCACAAAGGAAGAAACCUAUCGAUGGCGUCUCCAAGGGCAACAGAAUCCUGAUCAGAUGACUUGGUUGCAAGGGAAAUUCCAGGUGUUAGAUCCCAACGAUGGCAUGACAACUACGGCGACCCCAUCGACAAGAAAAAUAUUUGUGAUCAAAGUUGAGGCGGUAUUAGGUUAUUACAGCUAUGGAGACAUCGCAUUGGAUGAUUUCAGCCCGGAGAGCGAUACGUGCGAUUAUAUGCCUUUGGCAGCCAAUCCCAUCAAUCAAGAUACUGUUAGUUGUGAUUUUGAUUCUAACUGGUGUGGAUGGAGGAAUAUGCCGGAUGAUAAUCUUGACUGGUACAGACAAAACUUUCGGACCCCAUCAACUGAUACAGGACCUGAUUAUGAUCAUACUACAAAUUCACAACUUGGUUUUUACCUGUAUUUCGAGGCGUCACCUGGAUCUCAGGGGUACAAUGCUAAGCUACAAUCUGUACCUAUCACUGCUACACCUAACGGAGCAUGCUUUAAAUUCUGGCUUCACAUGUAUGGACAAUCGAUGGGUGCAUUGGAGGUCUCUUCUGUUCGCAUAGACGAAAAUCAACAAGAAUCUUUGUGGAAGCAGUCUGGGACACUCCAAAAUAAAUGGGUUUACAGACAAAUAAACAUUGUGGCUGACUAUCAUUAUCAGAUCAUAUUCAAUGCAGUACGUGGAAUUUCCUACUGGGGUGAUAUUGCCAUAGAUGAUAUUUUCCUCGAUCUAACUUCAAACUGUCCAGUUUUGAAGGAAUGUAGCUUCGAAACGGACUUCUGUGGUUGGUCUCAAGAAAAGAUUCAAGAUGAUUUUGAUUGGUCUCGGAGUCGUGGUAAAGAUCACAAGGACAUCCCAGUUGAUAGUACUGUUGGGGUAGAUACGGGUUACUACGUCUGGGUGGAUACAACUACCUACCCAGUGGAUGGCCAAAGCGCUAUUCUUUUCAGCCCUACCUACACACUCACCUCGAUACCACAUUGCGUUCGAUUCUACUAUUACCACGACGGGGUCGGUGCACUCACCAUACACUCUCGCGAGUCUGGCAGAUACUCUGAUCCGCUUUGGGAAGCGCCCCCUAUCGGCUACGCGGGAUGGAGGUUCGGAAGCAGUAGUGUGACUGACAAACAUAGUUUUGAGGCUGCUUUUAAAGGAACUGUUGGUUCUACUCCCGGAUCCUUGAUGGCUAUUGAUGACGUCAGAAUCGACGUAGGAGGAUGCCCGUCACCCGGCUACUGUACUUUUGAAGAGCCUAUCUGUGAUUGGUUCAAUGUAGAUGACAUAGAUAAAAUGGAUUGGGUUCUCAUCAGUGGUCGGACAUCUAGCGGAGGAACUGGCCCGACGAACGAUCACACAACCGGAAACGUUUUAGGUCAUUAUUUGUACAUUGAGGCGUCGAGUUCGCAAGACAAAUAUAAUGCUAUUCUUCAAUCUGUUGACUUCGCACCGAGAAUCGAAGGCUGCUUUUCAUUCUAUUAUCACAUGUAUGGACUAGAAAUUGGAACGCUGAACGUACAUCUGCAAGAACUUCAGACCGGUGCAGAGAGAAAGACUCUCUGGACUAAGACGGGAGAACAGGGUAACGCCUGGUUUCUAGCUGAGAUUGAUGUAUCAGUGGGUGUCUAUCAUCUCAUUCAGUUUGAAGGCAUUGAUAGUGUUGGUUAUAGAGGGGAUAUAGCGUUAGAUGAUAUUAAAUACACCGAGCACAACUGCAAAUAUGUCCCACCUCCUACCCCUACCCCGACCAAAGCGGUUACCUCUGCACCCCUCCAAUGGGAUUGUAGCUUCGAGGGAGACACUCUCUGCACGUGGACGCAGGGAAAGAACGAUGAUUUCGAUUGGACCAUUCAAACUGGGAGUACACCAACGGUCGGGACAGGUCCCCCUGCGGACCACACCACUCAAACUAAGCAAGGUUUCUAUAUUGUGAUUGAUUCAAGCUCUACCAGUAGUAAUGAUGCUGCCCGUAUCUAUAGCAACCCUCUCCAGGCUGGUACUCCAAUGUGUAUGACUUUCUGGUUUCACAUGUAUGGCGCUCAUGUUGGUCAACUCAAUGUAGGAUAUGGAAACACAGAUGGUAAUACAGAAGGCUCAGUUGUGUGGACUAAAUCAGGCGACCAAGGGUAUAACUGGAUGGUGGGACAUGUGGCCCUCUUUACCGACACUAACAACCCUAAGGUUUACCUAGAAGGCACGGCUCGAGAUGGUUACCAAGGUGAUAUCGCUGUGGAUGACAUUAAAUUCAACUAUGGUGACUGUCCUGCCUUAUAUGUGUCUUCUGGAUUCCAGAUUCAUUCAAGAUCCAGAAGACUAAGGAUUAAAGCACAUAAGAACCAGCAUCUAUUAAAGAACCGCCUCACCUUUUCAUCUAUUCAAAUCUGGCCAAGUUUUGAGAGAGAGCUGGCUCAGACGGUAAAGAUGCGAAUGACGGAAGCCUGCAUUGCGUUAUUCUGUGAUUUCCAGGCUGAUGAUGCCUGUGGGUAUGCUAAUGAUGACACAGAUGAGCUUGACUGGGUCAGAGAUCAUGGAAUGUCAUCACCUAAAUCACUACCUCAAAAUGAUCAUACAUCCGGCACUCAAGAUGGAUAUUACAUGCGAAUCACGACAGACCAGCUUUCAGAAGUUGACGCUAGUGGAACCUUACUCUCAUCCAUAUAUCCCAAUCCUCUGAGCGGCUUCAGGUGCACUGAGUUCUGGUACAUGAUUAGCGAUGACUUUGGAGAGCUGACUGUAGCAGCCUACCAAAUAGAUGCCUUAGGGGCUAUCCUACCAACAGGGGUUUCAACAUCUUUUAAGGAUCCAACGAGUGGUCUUUGGAGGAAAGCUUCAAUAGAAGUGCCAUCCAGCAAUGACAAUGUGUUUACAUUCAAACUGGUUAUCAAGAAAGCUAUUCCAGGUGUCUUUGCUGCUCUUGAUGAUAUCUAUGUCAAAGAUCAACGGUGCACUGGACGGCUAGGAUCAUGUGACUUUGAAAUUGACACCUGUGAUUGGACGAACACUCAGAAUGCGGAUGAGAUUGAUUGGCUACGACACAGUGGUUCUACAGGCAACCAGGGGACAGGACCUCAGUUUGAUCACACGACAGGCUCCCUCUCUGGUUGGUACAUGUAUAUUGAUUCAGCUCUAGGUUCACAUGGGACCAGAGCUAGACUGGAGUCUUCUAGCAUAGAUCCUCAAGAGGACUUUGUCUGCUUCAGUCUCUGGUAUCAUAUGAAAUGCCCAGGCAGCAAGAACAAGCUAACAGUUGCCUGGGAAACUGCAUAUCAGACGAACAUAAUCUGGUCUUUCACUGGUGAAGCUGAUGGUUGGAACUUAAGACUACUCACAUUUAGUGUCGGAAAGCAGUAUAGAAUGAUGAUAGAGGGAGUUCAUGGUGAUGCAGCUGCAUGUGAUAUUGCCAUCGAUGACCUGUAUCUAUUCAAUGGUGCUUGUAGUGCUGAUACUACCCCUCCACCACCAUUCACCUGCCUAACAGGAGAUGAGAAGGUAGAUGCAAGUAAGGUCUGUGACAUGAGAUCAGAUUGUACAGACGGGUCUGAUGAAACAAAUUGCGGUACCUGCUUCUUUGACGAUGACCAGUGCGGAUACACCAGCAACUUCACAGGGCUGUUGCCAUGGAUACGCCAGGGAGCCGGAGUUCCAGCCACCCCUCCUCCCAAUCUUCCCCUACCGCCUCCAGCUCCCAAUUCUACCUUCAUGGUGGUUGAUAGGACGGCAGACCAACUUGCCGGAGCGGACUAUCCUCGGUUGGUUAGCCCGUGGAUCCAGGAGACAGGUUCUAGCUGCUUUGUUCGCUUCUGGUAUUACCUUGAUGGUGCAGAUGAUAUAGUUGUGACCUAUAAGACAUCACCAGCAGAAGAGACCGUCAUGUAUAGAGCUGCUAUUCCAAUGUCUGGUAACUGGGAACGAGCGAUCUUUACUGUCCAGAGAAUAAGAAGACCCUUUCAAAUGAAUUUCCUAGGAAUGCUUGACUAUGCUUCUGACAGAGGUGUCAUAGCCGUCCGUUCCGUUGAGAUGAUCAUGUGUGGCUUCCCAGAACCUAAGACAUCUUGUGAAGUGGGACAGUUUAGAUGUUCCAAUAGAGCGUGUAUCAGCAUGAAUCUGGUUUGUGACUACUCUGAUGAUUGCGGGGACUAUUCAGAUGAGCUCCAAUGUGACCCUGACACAUACACAGGCCGAUGUAACUUUGAAUCUGGUAUAUGCUCAUACACAAACAUCCCUGCCGACUACAACUGGGUGAGGACAUCAGGAGCUCUUGACAUGGGUGCGAAGUAUGCCCCUACACGUGACCACACCCUUAAUGAAGUCGGGGGUUAUUACAUGCUUGCCGAUGCUAAAGGUACCGGAACAGGAGAUGUUGCCAGGAUCGCAUCGCCAAUCUUCCGGCCAACUGGUCAGACCUCUACAUGUAUGAUAUCAAUGUUCAUCUUUCAACAUGGCCCUGAUGUUGGUACCCUCAAUGUUUACACAAGAACAUCAGUCGGAGGUCCUCUGACUCUCCUUAUUAGUCUGACUAACUUCGAUGUGGAUAGCUUUGCUCGUUACAAUCAGAUCAUAUCAGUACAGGACAAAUUCCAGGUGCUAAUAGAGGCAGUCACAGGCAAGGGACCAGAUGGAGUCAUUGCGAUCGAUGACAUCUCGUUCUCGAACUGUGACCUCUCCAACGACGCACUUCCCCCAGGCACCACACCAGCCCCACCCACCACCCCUAUCCCCUGUCCUAUACCCUCUGAUUACCAAUGUGGUGAUGGUCAGUGUAUCCCUCAGGAUCAAGUCUGUGAUUUCAUCGUGCAAUGUAACAACGGACGAGAUGAGCAAAACUGUGGUGGAUGUGAGUUUGAUGACUAUGGGUACUGUGGAUCUCUUGUGUUAAGCUGGAUACCUAUGAAGGCUGGGAAUGACCCAGACGCACUUCCUACUGAUCACAAUAAUAAUUUAACAGCCCCAGGAUUCUACCUCCAUGGUCAUUUUGGUCUGAACAGCUUGACCACUCCUCCUAUUGGACCAACUGGUGCUUUGUGUCAUGUCCAGUUUUAUUACUACAUGACUUCCAAUCAACCUUUCACUAUCUUCAUUAAGAAUGGGCCCCAGAUAUAUGGAACAAAUGGAAAGGAAUCCUUAGGAACAUGGCUGUUGGGAACAGCAUUUAUUGGAAAGUUCAAGGAGAAGAUUCAGAUUACAUUUGAACAUCUCAAUCUGGAUAAUCCAGAUAACCCUGACUUUACAGCUCUGACCGUUGGCUUGGAUGGCAUCAGCUUUUUCAGUUGCCUUGGCGAUUCCAAUGUCUCCCCAGAUAUCAGCUGUACGUUUGAAGAUGGUAUGUGUGGGUAUAUUCAAGGGAAGAGCCCAGAUGAGGAUGAUUUUGAUUGGCUGAGAGGAACAGGAGAGACAUCGUCGGAUACAACUGGACCAAGGUUUGAUCAUACUACUGGCUCAGGGUUUUACAUGUACAUUGAGGCAGACGGACAAGCCGAUGGCGACAAAGCGAUUCUAAAAUCCCAUCUUCAGCGGCCAACCAAUGACGAUGGGGUUUGCCUGACAUGGUAUUACCAUAUGUAUGGACCGGAUGUUGAUAAGUUUAAUGUCUACAUUCAGCAAGAUGGGAUGAUGACACCAAUCUUCAAACGUCAAGGGACACAAGGAAACCAAUGGAUGUAUGAACAAUGGACUGUCAUCUCACAGACUUCUUGGGCAGUUGUAUUUGAAGCCUUCAAAGGAUUGGAGAAUGCUGGUGACAUUGCCAUUGAUGAUAUCAUAGUAAUAGAUGGAACCUGUUCACCACAAAGAACAUGUGACUUUGAGGUUGGCUUCUGUUCAUGGAGUCAAGACUCUAAGGAUGAUUUUGAUUGGUCGAUUGGUAACAGUGGAUCCAGCAUAGAAGGCACAGGACCACCGGUAGACCAUACUAUGGGAACAGAUCUAGGAAUGUUUGCCUUUGUAAAGACGGCCAAGCCUCCCAGAGCUAAUGGUGAAGUAGCCCAGAUAUUCAGCCCUGUCUACCCUGCCGCAGUUAGUGAAUGCCUGACCUUCUGGUUCCAUCUCUAUGGGGGCGCUAUUGGAAAGUUGGAGGUUCUCGUCUAUGAUACCGUGUCUAAACAAUCGUCCAGUGUGUGGACUGAAUUCAGUCACAGUGAGAUGGGAUGGCAUUAUGGACGUGCCUCUCUCACAGCCAACCACCCAUAUCAGAUUGUCAUCAAGGCUACAUUAGGUGACGGCGACGAUGGUGAUAUUGCCAUCGAUGAUCUCACUGUUCUGGAUGAAGCUUGCUCAAGGCCUGGUUUCUGUGAUUUUGAGAAUGGUAGAUGUGGAUGGAGUAAUGAAAAGGAGAAAGACCAAAAAGAUUGGUUACGCAAUAACGGCGCUACCUCAUCACCUUUCACUGGUCCUUCAUUUGAUCACACAACGGGAACUGACCAAGGAAUGUACAUGUAUUUUGAGGCCGAUAGUGAUCAAGCCAAUGUGAAGGCUGAUCUUGUGAGUGAAUUUCUUCCAAAGACUCAGGGAUCCUGUAUGACCUUCUGGUAUCACAUGUUUGGUGAUGGUAUUGGCAGCUUGGAUGUAUAUAUAAUGGGCUCUGAUGGAAACCUUUUCAAACCUUCUGCAUGGAGUAUGAGUGGCUCACAGGGUGAUGUAUGGAUACAAGGCAGUGUAGAUAUUGUGUACAUUGGGGAAUUUAAGAUCGUGUUUGAAGCUAUAGGGACGAGUAAUGGAAAUGGUGACAUUGCUAUAGAUGAUAUUGAUAUAAAUACAAGAUCCUGCAGUGAUGGGGGAGGUCCAACAUCUUUACCUGUGAUACCAAUGGAUUGCACAUUCGAAUCAAACAUGUGCUCAUACGGCCAACUGGACAGCGACCAGUUUGACUGGACGCGAACCUUCUGGUUCAGCGGCACCGAUGGCACAGGGCCCGAGACAGAUCACACCAAAGGCAGUACCUUUGGAUGGUACGUCUACACGGAUGCAACAGACCGCAAUCCCGGGGAUAAGGCACGACUUGGUAGCCCUGCCCAGAACCCAACCGGUUCCGGAUCCCCUAAGUGCUUGGUCUUUUGGUAUCAUAUGUACGGCGUGCAUGUCAACAGGUUCAAUGUAUAUCUAAGGAUCUCAGGUCCUCAGAUGACGGUGGAUAAGAUCAUCUUCACUAAGUUUGGCACACAGGGCAAUCAAUGGCAGAAGGCUGAGAAAGAGAUCACAACAGAUGAUAUCUGGAUGAUUAUAUAUGAAGGUGUAAUAGGAGAGAGUGAGAUCGGUGACAUUGCACUUGAUGACAUAUCUCUUUACGAUGGUCCAUGCCCUCCUCAAGUCGAAUGUGACUUUGAGAUGGAUUUCUGUUCCUGGACUCAGGACCAGACUAACCAAUGGAAAUGGCAGAGGGGUACAGGACCAACCCCUACACCAAGCACUGGACCAUCGUAUGAUCACUCUACUGGCAGUGCUGUAGGAUAUUAUGCUUACACUAAAGCAUCAGAUGCAUCAGCUGGAUCCAAGGCUAGGCUCUUUAGUCCCAUCUACGUAGAUACUGAUUUGGAAUGCCUGAAGUUUUGGUAUCACAUGUAUGGCAGUGACCUAGGUCAACUGACUGUUUAUACAGAAGACCAAGUUACACAUGGUAACAGUGAUCCCUUGUUCACACGCAGUGCCUAG
Molecule: messenger RNA, 8721 nt
Organism: Lytechinus variegatus (green sea urchin)
Lineage: Eukaryota; Metazoa; Echinodermata; Echinoidea; Temnopleuroida; Toxopneustidae
Product: MAM and LDL-receptor class A domain-containing protein 1-like
Exons: 54
Coding region: 37-8721 (2894 amino acids)
Biological process (GO): nervous system development
Cellular component (GO): membrane
Molecular function (GO): protein binding
Source: RefSeq, a predicted model, not a curated record